AUGGUAUUGACAGACUUUCAAGUAGCCAUUCCUUGCACUGGACAUAAAGAUGGUGUGGCUCACCUCAGUCUUGGCCUUCAGGUAUUUGACCACACUGGCAAAGCCAUUGAAGGGUCACCGAUAAAGUUCAGACUUCGAAAGCAUUGCAAAGCUCACGCUAUGUGUUUUCCGAAAUGUGAAAAUAAUGGGACCUGUAUAUCUCCUGAAAAAUGUGCCUGUCCUGAGGGUUACUACGGCAAGCAUUGUGAAAAAGCUUUAUGCAAAGAACGAUGUCAAAAUGGAGGUCGAUGUGUUAAGAAAGGUCACUGUUGGUGUGCCCCAGACUUUUAUGGUGAAGCUUGCCAAUAUCAGCACUGUAACAAAUCUCCUUGUAAAAACGGAGGGACCUGCGUUGGUAACAAUGUGUGCAGAUGUCCACCAAAAUUUUCCGGAACCAUAUGUGAAGUAGAGAAACGCAACAAGAAGAAGCGACGAAAGUGGAAGAGAAUAAAACGUAAGAAAAAGAAGGUCAGACGUAAACCGGUUUAA
This is a messenger RNA of Octopus bimaculoides (California two-spot octopus), 528 nucleotides long. Its product is annotated as protein shifted-like. Gene Ontology annotation, molecular function: signaling receptor binding. Lineage: Eukaryota; Metazoa; Mollusca; Cephalopoda; Octopoda; Octopodidae. The record is from RefSeq and is a predicted model, not a curated record. Gene Ontology annotation, biological process: anatomical structure development. Gene Ontology annotation, cellular component: extracellular region; cell surface.